Zingiber officinale is the source of this 1326-nucleotide messenger RNA. Its product is annotated as putative disease resistance protein RGA1. The coding region runs from base 1 to 1326 and encodes 441 amino acids. Lineage: Eukaryota; Viridiplantae; Streptophyta; Magnoliopsida; Zingiberales; Zingiberaceae. The record is from RefSeq and is a predicted model, not a curated record. The transcript has a single exon.
AUGACGACUGAUGGUACUCCGAUGUCAUUAUUAGGUGUUGGUAAGUUGAUACAUCUCCACUAUCUUGACUUAUCACGCAAUUACAGCAUUAGAAGGUUGCCUGAGUCAUUAUGUGACUUGCACAAUCUGCAAUCAUUGAUAUUACAGAAAUGUAAUUUAGAAGAGUUGCCUAACAAUAUUGACAAGUUGAUAAAUCUAUACUAUCUCGACUUAGCUUACAAUUACAAUAUUAGAAGAUUGCCUGAGUCAUUAUGUGACAUGUACAAUAUGCAGACAUUGACAUUAUAUGGUUGUGAUAAUUUAGAAAGCCUCCGGCAUGGCAUGAUAAAGUUGAUCAACUUGAGGAAACUUGAUAGACUAGAUAAGUUUAUUGACAAGAUAACAAAGAUUGGGAAGCUUACUUCUCUUCAGAAUUUGUCUGUUUUCAAAGUGUUAAAGGAUAAUGGACACAAACUUAUUGAAUUAAACGGUUUGAAACAACUUCGAGGAGGACUAUGUAUAACUAAUCUUGAGAAUGUGGAAAACAAAGACGAAACAAAUAUUGCUAGUUUGAAUAGUAAAGAAGACCUCGAUGAGUUGGAACUAGAAUGGACAUCUUUGCAAGAAUUUGAUUCAGAUGUUAAUUUGCACAUCUCAGAGCAGGUGCUUGAAGGUCUCCAAUCACAUCACAAUCUACAGAGUUUGACAAUCAGAGGAUAUAAUGGUGCUAGACCUCCCAAUUGGCUACACGAACAAGUAUAUUCUAGAUUGGAAACUCUCCAACUUCAAAAUUGUAAAAACUGGAACGAUUUAGUAGUUGUUAGGCAACUAUCACAGAUAAAGCACCUCUGCCUUGUGAGAAUUCCAGUCCAGACCCAAAAUUUACACAAUUUGUUCAAUCCAGAACACUGCAAGUUUUUCUCCCAACUAGAAGAAUUGGUACUAGAGGGCAUUAUCAUGUUGGAGGAUCUCCCAAAUCUUGGCCAACUUCCAUGUCUCAAGUCUCUUAGCAUUCAAAGUUUGCCGGGAGUGAAAAUGAUAGGCGAUAGAUUCUUUGCCACAACAGAAGAAGGCAGUUGUUUUCCAAGAUUACAUUCUCUCAGUUUUCAUGAAAUGCCAGCAUGGGAAGAGUUCCAUUUCUCCAAUGAUAGAAAUCUAUUUCCCUGCUUGGUUCUUUUGCAUAUUUCAAAUUGCCAAAAGUUGCUGAUGUUACCACGCCUUCCACCUUCAAUAACAUGCCUACAAUUAAAGAACGUUGGGCUGGAAGAUUGUCCAAGAUUCUGGAAAGCAAUUGAUGAAGGUAGCAGCAUAACUAAUUCUGCAUCUGUUACAGAGUUGUACAUUUAG